Messenger RNA from Lycium barbarum (goji berry), 905 nucleotides. RefSeq names its product small polypeptide DEVIL 9. The record is from RefSeq and is a predicted model, not a curated record. Gene Ontology annotation, biological process: negative regulation of cell population proliferation. The transcript has a single exon. The coding region runs from base 299 to 616 and encodes 105 amino acids. NCBI's taxonomy places the organism in Eukaryota, Viridiplantae, Streptophyta, Magnoliopsida, Solanales, Solanaceae.
GCUUCAUUUUGUCUAGCCUCUUUGAACAAACUUUUCACACUCUUCCCUUCUACCAUUCAUACAUACACAAAUUGGUUUACACUCAAAAAACAAACCCUUCUCCUACUUUAGCUUCUUAGGAAAAUCUUGAGAAUUAACCCUCUCUUCUUGUUUCAUGAAAGUUCACUAGAGCGAGAUUGGAUCAACAUCAUAAAACAACUCGAUAGGAAUCCGAGGAGAAAGAUAGAGUCAUUGUUGUUCUGACAACAGUCAGAACACGUGAAGUGAGGGCGUGGUUUCAUUGAAGGCCAUAACAAUAAUGGAGUAUUACAUGGAUGAGAAAUGGAAACUAUCAAAGGAAGAUCCUAAUAAUCAUUCUUACAAUUCCUCAUCCAAGUCAUCUCUAAGGAGGAGCUAUUCACAACAUUGUCCAACAAGUUCAGAUCCUCCUCUCCCAAGGAGUUUUUCACAAAAGACUAGUUCUUCUUCCAAGUCUAGGCUUUCAAAGAGUUCAUCCCAAAGGUCUACAAAUUUCAAAAGCAAGGUUAAGGAACAAAAGGCAAAGUUUUAUAUCGUAAAGAGGUGCAUCGCGAUGCUUGUACGAUGGAACAAGCAUGACAAGCACAGAGAUUCCUGAGAGCAACUGUACUUAAUUUUAGCGAUUGAACUUUUCUCAAGUCACCACGAAUGGCUAGCUCUAUUUGCAGCGAUUUUAGUUGUCACAAAAAGUCUGAUUUCUUGUAGUGAGAGUAAUGAUUAGUCAAUGUAGUUUGUGCAAGGAAGAGUACUCUCCUAUUAAUUUUCCUUCUACUUGUAUUUGGAUCAGAUUGUAACUUGAACAGGGAGGGCAGUGAAACUUCAAGAGUGUACCACAUUGCAAAUUAAUUAAAAAUUGUAAUAUAUGAUAGUAUAAGUUUUUGAUUAAA